Mus pahari (shrew mouse) is the source of this 1719-nucleotide messenger RNA. RefSeq names its product proteasome subunit alpha 8 (gene Psma8). Gene Ontology annotation, biological process: ubiquitin-dependent protein catabolic process. The coding region runs from base 98 to 850 and encodes 250 amino acids. NCBI's taxonomy places the organism in Eukaryota, Metazoa, Chordata, Mammalia, Rodentia, Muridae. The record is from RefSeq and is a predicted model, not a curated record. Gene Ontology annotation, cellular component: proteasome core complex, alpha-subunit complex; proteasome core complex; nucleus. The transcript has 7 exons.
AGGAGUAGCCGCUUCCGGACGUUAGCACGUGGGGACCCUGUGGACUCCUGGCCUAGGCAGCUUCUGAGAUUUGGUAGAAUCCUCGGAGGCCUGCGUGAUGGCUUCUCGGUAUGACAGGGCAAUCACCGUCUUCUCCCCCGAUGGACACCUUUUCCAAGUGGAGUAUGCCCAGGAAGCAGUGAAGAAAGGCUCCACCGCGGUUGGAAUUCGAGGAACUAAUAUAGUUGUGCUUGGGGUAGAAAAAAAGUCAGUGGCCAAGCUUCAAGAUGAAAGGACUGUGAGGAAAAUCUGCGCUCUCGAUGACCACGUCUGCAUGGCUUUUGCAGGCCUGACAGCAGAUGCUAGAGUGGUGAUCAGCAGAGCGCGGGUGGAGUGCCAGAGCCACAAGCUCACAGUGGAGGACCCUGUCACUGUAGAGUAUAUAACUCGCUUCAUAGCGACUCUAAAGCAGAAAUAUACCCAGAGCAAUGGACGAAGGCCUUUUGGUAUUUCAGCCUUAAUUGUAGGCUUUGAUGAUGAUGGUAUCCCAAGAUUGUAUCAGACAGAUCCCUCCGGAACUUACCAUGCUUGGAAAGCAAAUGCAAUAGGCCGGAGUGCUAAAACUGUCCGGGAAUUUCUAGAAAAAAAUUACACAGAAGAUGCAAUUUCAAAUGACAACGAAGCUAUCAAGUUAGCAAUAAAAGCUUUGCUCGAAGUUGUCCAGUCUGGCGGAAAGAACAUUGAACUGGCUAUAAUAAGAAGAGAUCAACCUUUGAAGAUGUUUAGUGCCAAAGAAAUCGAAUUGGAGGUAACUGAAAUAGAAAGGGAAAAGGACGAAGCAGAGAAGAAAAAGUCAAAGAAGUCAAGCUAAUGCCUAGGAUCACUGGGAGCUGACCAUCUCUGCUGAUUAGAGUUUCUUCCUGAGGUUUUAGAAGAAACCAAGGAGUUGGAACCAACCACUGAGUUUUUCUACAUUCAUCUUCAAGAAUGUCAGAUGUUUUCAAGCAUAAGUUAAUGGGAAGAUUUUCUUUAAAAUUCCUCAGUUCCAUAUAAUUCUGAUAGUAUACUGUGAAACUUGCAUAGUAUUAUUGCUUUUCUUCAUACAAGCAAAUUCUAGGGGAAAAGAAGACGAUUUUUAAAGUUAGUAAUGUUUUGAAGUUUGUCUCUUCUCUGUCAGUUAAGGAGCUAGUCAUCUCAAAAUAAACUGAACCAUGAGCUGCAUUUCUUGAUGAAUGGUAAGGACAUCAAUGUGUUGAUGAGGUGUCAACAAUUUGAUAAAAUCUAUAUGUGCUGACUCCAGAGGCUAAAGCAGAAGGAUUGUAACUUAGGCAUUGUGUGAUAGAUGCUAAAAAAUAUAAGGACAAGAAUAAGCUCAGAUUAUUGGUUUUUCUUUUUUAAGAUAGGAUCUCAUGUAGCCCACACUGGCCUUGAACACCCUUUGUAGACAGAGGAUGACCUUGAACUCCUGAUCUUUUUAUCUUCACUUCUCAAUGGAUAAUUUGUGUGUCCCCCCAUGCCCAUCUAGACUUAGUUUUUGUCCUUAUUACUAUAUAGUAGGAAGGUGGACAUUAAGUCACAAUCAUUUUCAUUUGGGAUUAAUGUUGUGAAACUCUUUAUGACUGCCUUCUGUUCUAAUUUAGAGGUUCUAAUAGAGCUUCAAGGCUGCGUUCCAGAUCAUACUCAUCUUUGUUCUUACAGCUUGCCUAGGAUGUGACUUAAUAAAUGCGUAUAAAGUUGGUA